AUGGGAAAAGGGAGUCUAUGCGGGCUCUAUCAGGACAAGGUGAAAGCUAUCCAGAGCAAAGGGACGUCAACCACCGAAGGAGGCUACGAGCCGGAUCACUGGGAUGUUUACGCAUGCCAGCAACCACAACGCACCUGGCAAAGUUUGCACGAGAGGUGGCUGGUAUUCCUGAGUUCAGUGCGGUGGGUGACUCGAAACACCUACAUGAAGCGUCACAAGGACAACAGGAACGAUCCCCAAACUUUCAACUACACUUACGCGUUGACAGAUUUCGAAGGCGGUGGCAUCUGGGUUGAGCAGAGCUGGUCGGAGCCGGACUCGGACACGCAAGAAGUGAAGCCAGGUCCCUUGCCGCCUGGUCGUGUGUACGAUCUCCAGCAAGGCGACAUGGUGAAGUUUUCGCCUAACUGUUGGCAUGGGACUCAGGAGCAUCCAGGAGGACGCUUGGCGCUGAUCACUUCUGUCCGAGGAGGUAACAGUUUGAAUCAAGAUGAUCGAUGGGAUCUUGAGGAUAUCGGUUUUCUGUUGCCUCCAGAACCUCUUCUAACACCUCCACGAGAUGAGCCGGCAAAUGACCCAAAGGAUCCGAAGGUCGUUAACUACCGCCUGCAGGAGGACGACAUGGACGUGAAAGAGAAGCUCUACAAUCCGCUGUAA
Molecule: messenger RNA, 657 nt
Organism: Symbiodinium natans
Lineage: Eukaryota; Dinophyceae; Suessiales; Symbiodiniaceae
Source: the annotation of a GenBank genome assembly